Messenger RNA from Cydia strobilella, 849 nucleotides. RefSeq lists its product as uncharacterized. Lineage: Eukaryota; Metazoa; Arthropoda; Insecta; Lepidoptera; Tortricidae. The transcript has 3 exons. The record is from RefSeq and is a predicted model, not a curated record. Bases 29 to 670 code for a protein of 213 amino acids.
CUGCAGCGGCAGUCUCCCGGCUAGCACCAUGUCGCGCACACGUACCGCUCACGCCCACACGCGUUUCGUGGCGCUCACACUCGCGCUCUCGCUAGCGCUCGCUGCCGCUAUUCCCUCGCACCCGCGGCCGCGCGCGCGCCGCCAGCUCGCAGAGGAUAACUCGCUGCAGCCAGAACAAGAGGCGCAGGGCGAGGUGGCGGGGAGACCCAAACGAAAGCUGGAGGGCCUUAAGCAGGCCUCUUUUGGCAUCAAAAACGCCGUGCUCGGGAUCGCGUUCGGGAAAAUCAACUCAAUCAUUGACGCGAAAACGAGGCUAGUGGAUACUUUAGACCGUACCAACAUUGAAAAGAAUCGUGCGCUCGGCAUUGAAACUCCGCGCAAUGACGGCCUAGCGUCCCUGGGUGGGCUCGUAAGCCAGAUAGCGGGCCCGUUCUUGCAGUUAAUCGGGCCGAAGAUCCAGGCCGUGUCCGGAUUGCUGGGCGGUCUUUCUGGAGGCAGCAGUAGCGGAUCCGGCGGCGUAGGCCAGGGCACCGGCGGCGCAGGUGGAGGUGGGCUGGGCUCCGUGCUUUCGCUCGUGUCGUCGCUGUCAGGCUCGCUGUCGGGCGGUGCCGGCGCAGGCGCCACUGUUGAAACUAUUGACUCCUCGGAAGAGGAGGAUGACUCCUCUUAAUGCAACGCACUCUCCCUUAUCCCUAUCCUCAUCCUUUCCCGUCCCUUUAGCCGCCUGUACAGUCCGUGGCUAUCCCUCUCCUCCUGCUCACGCCUGUGGCGCCCUCUCGCCGCAGCACUGUAUUUAUAUUGUAAAUAGGUUUAGGUGAAUGGUGGUGAUAUUAAACAUAUUCCUUCCAA